UGUGUGUGUGUGUGUGUGUAUAAUGCAUAUACUUUACAUCUACUAACACUCGUCAUUCCAUUUUCAUGUUUUUUUAUUGCUAUGCAGAAGGAUGUGUGGAGUGAAGAGGAGGACAAGGUACUCAUUCACGCCCAUGCAGAGAUAGGAAACAAAUGGGCUGAAAUUGCAAAGAGGUCGCCUGGAAGAACCGAAAACUCCAUCAAGAACCAUUGGAAUGCAACCAAAAGAAGGCAAUACUCGAAACGAAAAUGUCGUUCAAAAUACCCCAGAGCCUCCCUUCUAUUAAAAUACAUCAAGAGCUUGAACUUGGACUCAAACACUGCAAAAAUUGGAGAAAACCUUCUGCAAGUAAUGCUGCAACAACCAAUGACACCACCCUCAAAGCACCAGUUCUUCAGCCGGAGUUCUGUUCCGACAAUUCAGACUACGAUUUUUGUUUUGAUGGAAACAUGUUUCAAGAGGGCUGUAGCAUUGAUUCUCUUCUCGAUGCAAACACGCCCUGUGCUCCUGUUGUUGAUGUGAAAGAUUUUGAUGGGAAUUUGCCUUGUGCUCCAGUCUUCGAUGAGAAUGAUUUUGAUAUGGACAUUCCAGCACUGGAUAUGAGUCCAGUAAUAGAAUGUGAAUCGAAGAAGGAGCUGGAUUUGUUGGAGAUGAUCUCUCAAGUCAAUGAAGUCAAAAGAAGUUACUUCAUGAAGAAAACUUAGGAAGGGAGAGAGAGAUAUGGGAUGUGGCUUCGGAUUUCCUUUCAUUGGCUUAAGUUUUUAAUUUCUUUGUUGCUCCAUAUGUGCCAUUUAUUUUACAUACUCUCUGUCUCUCUUUUCUUGUACAAAAAAAACAUGUAUCUUAAAGCAAAUCUGUGUCUUUCAUAUAGAGAAAAUAUUUAUGCUUAACCGAGUUGGGAGGGUUGUGGCU
Messenger RNA from Carya illinoinensis, 912 nucleotides. RefSeq lists its product as uncharacterized. The transcript has a single exon. The coding region runs from base 249 to 704 and encodes 151 amino acids. The record is from RefSeq and is a predicted model, not a curated record. Lineage: Eukaryota; Viridiplantae; Streptophyta; Magnoliopsida; Fagales; Juglandaceae.